Messenger RNA from Rangifer tarandus platyrhynchus (Svalbard reindeer), 321 nucleotides. The record is from the annotation of a GenBank genome assembly. NCBI's taxonomy places the organism in Eukaryota, Metazoa, Chordata, Mammalia, Artiodactyla, Cervidae.
AUGAUUGCAUGUGUGCUCAGCCGACUGUUUGCAACCCCACGGACUGUAGCCCCCCAGCGUUCUCUGCCUUUGGGAUUUUCCAGGCAAGAAUAUUGGAAUGGGUUUUCAUUUCAUCCUUCAGAGGGUCUUCCUGACCCAGGGAUCAAAUCCAUGUCUUCUGAAUUGGCAAGCAGAUUCUUUACCACUGAGCCACCUGGGAAGCCCAAGUUAACUUUAAUACCAGAUAUGAAUUCAAUAUUGAGUAUUUAUGAACCUAAAAUGUAUUCUGGCCAAUGUCUUAUAUGUUUGAGUAUAUGUAAGUGCUUAAUUUCCUUUAAUUAA